UGUGAAAAUGAAAUCGUUGAAGCUGAGGAUGAUGACGACGAUGAUUAUAAUGAUGAGCUCAACUAUGACGACCUCAAGCGGCGCAUUCGGAGGGACCGGUGCCGGCUUCAGAAGAUGGAGGAUGAGCAGGAAAGGAUCCGUGUUCACGGCCCCAUACCGACGAAUGAUCUCUGGCAAGAGAAAUCUCGCCGCAAAAAGUUAGGUAGGGCAGCACAAAACACUAUCCUAAAUCAUAUGACGAAGAUAAUGGAAGUCUGCAGGGGGAAAGGAUUCGUCUAUGGAAUCGUGCCUGAGAAGGGGAAACCAAUGACGGGAUCCUCUGAUAGCCUACGCCAAUGGUGGAAGGACAAGGUAAGAUUCGACCUAAACGCUCCCACCGCCAUUUCCGACUUCUUACCGAUCAUCGAUAUAAUCGACAGUUCAGAAGAUCCGAUUUCCUGCCUCCAUUUGCUUCAAGAAUUGCAGGACACGACGUUAGGUUCAUUGAUUUCAGCCCUAAUGCAACAUUGUUAUCCUCCCCAGAGGACGUUUCCUUUAGACAAGGGGUUAUCGCCACCAUGGUGGCCUAAUGGGCUUGAAAUAUGGUGGGGCAAACAAGGGAAUAUAGCCCAUAAACAAGGCCCACCACCUUACAAGAAGCCACACGAUUUGAAAAAGGCAUGGAAAGUGUCUGUUUUGGCUGCAAUCAUAAAGCACAUGUGCCCUGGUUUCAAUAGAAUGAGGAAUUUGGUUGUCCAAUCCAAGUGUUUGCAAGGUAAGAUGACUGCAUCAGAGUCUUCCACUUGGUCAAGAGUAGUUAACCAAGAAGAGAGCAUUUUGAAUUAUAUAAAGGGUCUCAACAUCUCUUCUUCUUCUUCUUCUACUUCACCGACACAAGUUAUCCAAUUGGGUGGUGUCAAAAGGAAGUGUGUUUUUGACCAGGUUUCAACGGAGGCCACCACUUAUUCAUGCCCAAACUCAGAAUGUUCGCUAAGCACAGGCGGGUUCAGUUUCGGUGACAAGAACUUGAGGAGAGAACACGAGUCUGUUUGUGAUCACCGAGGUCAAAGGGUAGAUGAUGAAAUCGAAAACGUGCAAUCCCAAUUGGGAGGUGAUGAUUUCAAUAAUAAUAAUAUGAAUGUGGAAUCGAGCUGGGUGGGAGAUGGGGAAUUGUGGGAGGAUUUAAACUUGUUGGAUGGAGUAAGAAUGGAAGAUCAAGAUCAUGAGCAUCAAACAAUUAAUUAUGUGCAGCAGCAGCAGCAGCAACAACCAUUAGUAGAACAAUCCCAAUGGGGGAUGAAGGGCGAUGGGCAAUUGUGGGAUGGAGUAAGAGUGGAAGAUCUUGUUGGAAUAAUGAAAGAAAAUGAUGAUGAUGAUCAAGAAGGGGUUUAUCAGUCAAAUUAUGAGCAGUCGGAGCAGCAGCCAUUAGAGCUUAUCAUACAAGAAUUAGAUCAUCAAGAGGUAGAAAGUUCAAUCUGGAACGAUGACCAAUAUGGUGAUUUCACUUUCUGAUUAUUCUAAGUUAAUCGAAUGUGUUAUUUUGCCCCUUCCUUUUAAAACUUCUUGUUUUGCUUCUAUUCGUUUCUGUUUGUUUUCUCAUCUUUCUAUUAUAGACUUACCAUA
This is a messenger RNA of Impatiens glandulifera, 1602 nucleotides long. RefSeq names its product putative ETHYLENE INSENSITIVE 3-like 4 protein. Lineage: Eukaryota; Viridiplantae; Streptophyta; Magnoliopsida; Ericales; Balsaminaceae. The coding region runs from base 115 to 1491 and encodes 458 amino acids. Gene Ontology annotation, molecular function: DNA-binding transcription factor activity; DNA binding. The record is from RefSeq and is a predicted model, not a curated record. Gene Ontology annotation, cellular component: nucleus. The transcript has a single exon.